UUUUCAAAACCGCGCAAAGGUCGAACCGUAUACUAGGCAUUUACCAAUAAUUCUUAAAAGCGAUAGCCGGCGUGUAAAGUAUGUUAUGUGUAUUUAAAGCACUCCACAUCACGAUUACAUUAAUUUUAUUCCACAUUAUAUGCAUAACGUACAGUUGUGUGAUAUAUUAUAUUAUUGUUUUGGAGCUUUACAACUAGACUUUCAACUUGAAGAAUCUUGAAUAUGAUUAUUGGACCUUUUGUGGCUGAGAUUGUAAUUACAUUUCUUGCUGUUGCUUAUUUAUUACAAAAGUACGGAAAUUGCAGAAGGCAUCACAUUUUAGUAACUGCCAAUGUUUUUAUUGCCUGGUACUUUGCCUUCAUUAUUGUCUUCAUUUUACCCUUGGAUGUGUCAUCUACUGCAUAUAGACAGUGUUUAGCGGAUAACUUUCACUCUCCUACUGCUUCUUCCUAUGUUAUACCAGUUACAAUAGCUAAUGCAAGUGAAUUUGGAAAUACAACAUCUGCAGAGUAUAAUACAACUACUCCUGACUAUUCUACAUUUCAUGCUUUUUCAUCUUUAAAUGAGUGCGUAAAACCAUGGAGUUAUGUUCCAGAAGGUGUGCUUCAGAGCUUGUGGAGAGUUGUAUACUGGACUGCUCAGACACUCACAUGGAUCAUAUUACCCCUUAUGCAGUCAUACUCAACUGCAAGUGAUUUCACCAUCACAGGCAAAUUAAAAACAGCACUUGUAGAGAACUGUAUUUACUAUGGAAGCUAUAGUCUCAUAUUUGGAACUCUCCUAAUAUAUGUUAUUUUUCAACCUAAUAGCAGUCUUGAUGGGUCUAAUUUAAAGGUUGUAUGCAUUACUGCAAGCAAUACAUGGGGUCUUUUUCUUCUGGUUUUACUUGAAGGUUAUGGGCUGGUUGAAAUACCACGGAGUUGUUGGAAUACAACAAAGAAAGGAUUCAUGUUAAACUACCUGUAUUUUAAAGCAUCUAAAUUAAGUGCUGAAAGAUGUGAAGCUGAAGAAAAGGUUGAUGACUUACUGGAGGAAAUUAUGCAAAUAUCUGAUACAACAUCUGUGAGCCAUCCAACAAGAAAUUAUAUAGAUUUAAUACUAGAUAAGUUUCCAGAGGACAAGAAGACUUCCAUUCAGAUGAGAAGGCCAAGAGAGGAUAAUCGAUAUUCUGUUGAUGGCAUAAGUGAGAAAAAGCUUGCAAAAUUGCACAAAAAGAUAAUACGAGCUGUUCAUAUGUAUCACCGUACUCAGUGCCAAUGGAAUAUGCUUUUGGAACAAGUAUUUCACUGGGAAGAUGUUGCUUCUAAUGAAGGCAGUAGAGAUAGAAUUUUUAAGAGCACGUUUAGACCAUCUCGUUCUUUGAUAAUGAAAUCAAUUUGUUCACCGAAAAUUGAGUGGUACUGGAACUGCAUGGUUCGUAACUGGGUAUUUCGUAGCUUGUGUGUUGUUUUAACAGUGUUCAGUGUUAUUGUAGUCUGGUCAGAGAUAACAUUCUUCACCCGGAGUCCUACUCUGUCAUUAUUUGCUCUUUUUAUCAACUCUGCAAAAGCAAGUUAUAAUUAUGCUGUUAUUGAAAUAAUUUCUGUGGCAACUAUUGCAUAUUUAUGCAUUUGUGCUUAUUACACUGUUUUUAGAAUUCGAAUAUUGAAUUACUAUUAUUUAGCUCCUCACCAUCAAACAAAUGAAUACAGCUUAAUAUUUUGUGGAAUGUUACUUUGUCGUUUAACACCACCUCUUUGUCUCAACUUCUUGGGUCUAAUUCAUCUUGACAGCCAUGUUACAAAAAAUUCUGGUAUUGAAGAAACAGCAUACACCAAGAUAAUGGGUCACAUGGAUGUUAUUCCAAUUAUAUCUGAUGGCUUCAAUAUCUAUUUCCCUAUUUUAAUUUUCUUUGUGUGUUUAGCAACAUAUUUCAAUAUCUGUAGCAGAAUUUUACAUUGUAUUGGAUUUGAACAGUUUGUUGGAGAUGAUGAAAUGACUUCUGACUUAAUUGAGGAAGGCAGAGAGCUCAUCAGAAGAGAAAAAAAUAGGCGACAACGUAUAGAAAUGAAUGAAACCCGUAGGUGGCAAUCAAGUAGACUUGCAUCUAGUGCUUUGUUGAGAUCUAACAGGCAGUCAAGUGCAAGAGAUACAAGUUUAACUGGAUCAUCCCCAGAAGAAAAUUCCCGUGCUGAGCUUCUGAAAGAUGUGGAACCUAUUGAUUACACGGAAGAAAGAAAUCAUCAUGGGGAUUAUGGUAGACAUUUACAUCCUGAUGAAGAAUGUGUGGUGGAGGAUAAUAGUUAUAUGCGAUCAACUUGGACUCACAUUGGUAGACCCCCGGCUGGUAUUUUCGAUGAUGUUUGAAUUCUGCAGAGACUUAUUUGUAAUUGUAGUGAAUUUCUGUUUUUUUUAUUUCCGCAUUCAAAUUUUGUGUAUAUUUUGUACUUUCACAGUAAAUGAAGAUACUUUUUGUUAUCUAUUAUUUUACAUUUCUAUCACUUGUAUGAAACAAGCAGUAUAAACAUUUAUUCAUUAUAAAUAAUUACUGAAAUUUUAAAGUAAACUUUACUCAUUUUCUUGGCUUAUAAAAAUGCAUAGUAAUUUUAUCGAUUCACAGCGGGGCCUUAAAAUAGUAGAGUUGGAGCAUUAGCUGUUAUUCAACAGAUUUAUGAAUAGCUUAAUUAAUAAAAAUUUAUGUUCGAUAUUAAUGUGUAGUGGUAAUAACAUCUUUUAGCAUGGGCAGUAAGAACCUUUUAUUUAGUACAGACUGCAAAAUUGUGCAACAUAAUUUUGAUAGUUUAAAAUGUUUUGUUUAUAAUGAAGUAUUUCUUUGCACUUGAGAAGCUUUUGUAGUAAGUAAACUUGUUGCUGAUCUUUUCAUCUCAAUGAAAUGACUUAAUGUUUAAAAUGAUCUCAUGCUACAAGUAAGGUAUUUGAAUAUAUUUGUGUAUGUGUUGGUCUUCAAGGAACUAAGUAAAUGAUGUUAGCAUCUCUUCAGACCAUCUCUCUGAAAUGAAAUUAUUUCAGUUAUGUUAAAAAUCUGUAUUCUAGGGUGACAAGUACAGAGAUAGGAUUUGUCUUUAGCUGAACUCUGGUGAUGAUAAUAAAAUUUUGUUAUAUAUGUUUUGCCCAAAUGAAUUGUUUAAUUCAUCCAGAAGUUAUGUUUUGCCCAGUGAAGUGUUUAAUUCAUUUGGCAAAACAUAACUUCUGCAUUUCCACUGAUUUUUGGUGGCAGAUAGAAUUUUAGAAUUUUUUUAGUACCUCGUUGCAGUAUGUGUAUUAAAAAAAUGAGGUAAUGAAAAUAUAAUUGUCCAGCUGGUGUAUUGCAAAAUCGUAAUUUUGUUCUGAAGGAAUCUCUUAAGAGGAUAUCUUUGAUAUUUCAAUGAAGUGUAUCUCAUGUAUCUGAUAUAGAAUGUAAAUCGAGAAUGGCUGGCAAAUGCAGAUGCCUGGUCAUUGUGGUCGUCCACAAACAGAAGUUUUGAGUCUAUUUCAGUACUAGAGAACCAACCAUACAUUAUAUUGGAAAAUUGUUCUUGGUAUGCACUGCAUUCAAUAAUAUUUUGUCAGAUUAGUAUUAUACCACACAUUAUAAUGUUGGACGAUUCUGAAAAAUUCUAUAAUCUUAUCACAGUACUAUUGUUAUGGUGCUGAAACAUGUUCCAUGCAUCAAAUUUUUCUGUAGGUAGUGAUUAAAGUGAUAUACAUAUCUGGCUUUCAAGUAGUUCUCUGUAGAUAUGCUAAGAAAUGUUCAUUUUAUUGAUUACUGAAAUAUGAAUAACAAGUUUUUAGUUGUACUUGACUUCUGUUAGCUGGAAAUUGUGGACUAAAAAUGAUUUUGUGGAAUUGCAACUCUUGGAUUCCUCUGUUAACUCUUCUUCCUUAAAUUCUGUGUGGCCAUGCGAGCUCUGGCGCUGGUUCUUGCUUUAUGUGAAUAACAAAUCAGUUAUUCUUAAUUCAUAUAGCACUAAAUGUAAUCUUUCUAGCCUAUGAGUAUCAUUAACAAAAUCUAUUUUUAGCAUAUGGAAAGAAAUUUUUAUUAAAUACUUCCUCGUCAACAUUUCUUGGCACAUUUAACUUAAAUCAGUAAUCGAAUAACACUCUUUGUUAUUCAGUUACUAAUAUAAACAAAUUUUUUAUGCAUCACUGCAUGAGUCAUCACUCAAGUUGUCAUGUGUUGAUAAACAUUCCACUGUCAGUACCAGUGGCAUGUUAUACGGUUGGGGGAGGGAAAUUGACAAAGGGUUAUGUUAAUCUGAGAUGUCCUAAAAUUGCUAUUUCAAAAAACUAAGAGAUCAAAGUGGUUUAUAUUUAUGUUCAUCAUCAGGGAUAAAACAUGAAAAUAGACCAAAACUAGCCAAAGACUUAUCAGUACAUGUGUCUGGAAAUGUACUGAAUAUGAUGUAUAUAUUUUUUAUAUCAGUUGAAUACCAUUCUACAUUAUUGUAAUUCAUCAUAGUUAUAGAUCUGGCUUUAUUCUGAAUUUCUUUACUUAUCAUAAACUGUUACAUACCUCAGAUGAAUCAAUAAUAAUUACAUGAUGCUCAUUAUUACUAUUAUAAAAAUUGAAACUUUUUCUGAAUGAAAAGUUGAUGAGCAUUUAUUGGAAGAAUUACGUUUAAAUUUGCUUGUUUCAAACAUACAUUCUACAAAAUCUUUCCUCUUCAUAGUCUCGUCUGAGAAAAGUUUUAUAUGUGCUGUAAGCCCAAGCUAUGAAUUAUAACAUGUGUAAGGUAAUUUAUUUUUCUUGUUGGCAUUUACUAGCCAAAUUGAAUAUUUUAUGCAGCCUUUUCUGAGUUUUUCUUUCAAUAUUGUAUCAAUCUUCUUUGAAAUAUUAAGUUACAAGUUAAUUUUUGCAAAAAAUCAGUUCCUCCCCAUUUUUAUGCAAGCUUUACAUAUUAAAUGUUUCAUUAUUUGCAAUUUCAAUCUAUUAUCGUAUCUUAAUCAGUUCUCUGAAUUAAGGCAUACUAUUAGAUUUCAAGCAACAUAAGCACUCAAAAGGAGAGAAUAAAUUUCCAAGUGUGUUAUAAAAAACCAGAUUUAGAAUUUUUUCUGUGCUUCAAAAUGUGUUCUUGGCAUUUCAGCUUUCUUGGCAAACACUUUCAGUGUAUAAAUGUGUGCUUAAGAAAUGUUUAAGAUGUAUUUAUGUUGAUAGAAACAGAUAAGUAUGUCUCUAAAUAUAAUUGCUGUAUAAAACGUUUUACUGAAUGUCAUCGUGUAUGUCUGAUGACUUAAUUACUUUGUAGAUAAUGGUAGAAAUGAAUUUGAUGAUGACUGUGAUUGGUUUUUGUGUUUACAGUACAAACUUGUGUUAUUAAUAACAGGAAAGAUCGUUUAUAAUAAUAGCGAAUUAUUUUGAGCAAUACAUUGUUUGAUGAUGCAGUUAAAAUUUUUAUGCAAAUCUUUUAUGUGAGUUAUUAAAACUCUAAAAUGAUACAAAAUUUCAUAUAUGUAAUGCUUUAAUUUAUACUUUUAGUUUAUGCAAAGCAUAAUGUAUUUCUCUGUUUGGAACAUUAUUAAAAAAGGUUCUGUUCUAUUUCAAAAUAUGUUUGCAGUUUAUAUGCACUGCUGAACUGUUGCUAAGGGCAGAUUUUAAAUUGCAAUGUAGUAUAACAUUAAGGAGGAUUGAAGGCUAAGCAGGACAAAUAUAUUGUUGCUACAUUGUUCAGACAUUAGAGUUAAGAACAUUUAUUGUUCAGGAGAACAAAAAGGUUUUGAAAUGUCCAAAAGUGAAGGGGAAAAAAGUAUUCCUUUAAUGCUGUGUGCAAAGAAAUGAGAAAAUCCAUAUGAAUUCACGAAUUCCAAGCAUUCACCUUUGAGAAACAUUUCAGUAUGAGACAUGUCCACCAUGGAAUGCAGUGCAACUUUCCACACAUCAUAUCCUUUGCGCAGCAUUAUCCAACUGCUGUUCAGACAAUUGAUCUCACUCCUUAGUUGGUGCAUGGAUGAGGGUGUCCUUGUUUGCUGGAGGAUAUUUUCAACCAGCAAGUAUCUAAAGCAUCCCAAACAUUUUCAAUAGGGAUUUGGAGAACAUGCUGGUCGUUUGAGGCAUUAAAUAUUCUUUCUGUCUAGACAAUCCUGAACAGCAAGUGUUCAUUGACAUGGUGCAUUGUCAUGCAUGAAAAGAAAUUUAUCAUCGAGCAACAUGGAAAUGGGAACAUAAGGCAGUUGAACUUCAUCAAUGUAUUGUUGGCUGGUCAUAGUCUUAAUUGCAACCACAUGUAGGGGCAUCUGGCUAUUGAUCAUGGUGCCAGCCCAUUAUGAUGAUCAUUUAUCUCAGAUAGCGGUCCCUUUCAUGGAUAUUUUCUGGACAAUAAGCAGCACCAUUCUCACUCCAGAUCUGUUGGUGUGUAUAAAUCCAGUAACAGACUGAAGGUAUUCUAAUCUAAGAACAAUACACAAGCCCAGUACUGUUCAGUUCAGUUAUGAUGCUCUCAACACCAUUGCAAAUUGGGCGGUAUGAGACAAUAGAACGGUGCUGUCUGAGCAAUAAAACAAAUACAAGUCUGUGGGCAUACAGUCCUUUUCAGAGGAACAGUAGUCUGGCUACAGUAUCUGGCUGCUUUCCCAUGGCAGCAGUAAAUUUAUUUGGCUUCUGCUGAGCUGUGGUGUGCCAGUUUUUGCCCUGUCUACUGCAGACAUCGUAUAUCUAACAUGACAUCCUCCCUAGCACUGGCUACACGUUCCAGUUGUUUAAAAUGCUCUUCACAAUCAUGAAACAACAAUAUGGGCGAUGUUGAACUUCCUGGCAACUUCUGAUAUUUUUUGCCCAUUUUUUUACCUUUUCUUUGAAUCCAUUUUUGAUCUUUCCAAGACCACAAGGAAAAUCAUCCAAAUGAUGUCGGGAAGAAUACCAACACUUUCAAGAUCGUUAGUUACAGUUUUCCUGUAAAACUUUCGCUUGGUACAACUGCACACAUGUGUCAAAUCCUUUAAAUCUCUUAUUGGUGCCAUCAUGUUGUGAACUGGUGAGGAAGUUAAAAGUUGCAUAUGUACACCUCUUCCUACAGUAUCCAGUGCUUAUUGUAAUUUUCCAUAUUUCACUUCCUUUCAUUUUGUGGUUACUGUGGGUGCUAAUGUCAGUCCUUAGCAGUUAUUCAGCUGUGUGCCACUUAACACUUUUGAUAAAAUCUAUUGCAAAAACAUCAACUAAAUUUUCAAGAAGAAUUAUAACAAAAUGUUAAAAUGAAGAAAAUCAUUUUUGAAAUAACAGCAAUGUGUAUAUAUUUAGUAUCUCGAAUUGAAAUUGUUUUCAGUAUUAAUCAUUUGUGAUAGUUUUAUUGUAAGUGAGAAACAAUUAACAUAAGUAUUUCAGAAUACAUCGAAUUAUGUUCUUUUUAUGUUAUAUAUUAAGAGGAAUAUAAUUUCAUGAAUUGUAAGAUUGUGUAUCAAUGCAUGUGAUUUAAAUUUUAAAAAGAAUGUUAAAUGUAUUUUGGAUUCUGUUUACUGGUUUAGCAUAAUAUUUUUCUAAUGAUAUUUUUGUAUAAGUAUGAACUCAUGAAUAAUUUGAAAAUAUAACUUGUUUGCAAACUUCAUUUACACAUGUCCUUACUUCAUAUAUAAGUUUAAUGAAUUAAGUUUUGAUUUAUUAAUUUUAGCAAAAGAAUUAAUUUUAUCCAUUUUAUACUGACUCUUGAAAGCGUGUUUGCUUAAAAUUUAUUUAUAUUCCAUAUAGUCAUUGUUUUCUGAUUGUAUUUUUAAUAAUAUUUAAAUGUCUGAAUUUUGAUUAAUAAUCUCUAAUGAUUUAAAAUUGUUUAAUCAAGUGAGUAUGAUUGUAAGCCUAUAAUUUUUUAACAGAAACUUUUAAAGGGCCUGAAUUGUAAUUUCUUUCACUUGUGUUUUGUAAAUUUUAAUCUUUACAAGAUCUAUGUGAAACAAUUGAAUUCUUUAUUUUGUAUGUAUAUAAAUAUGUACAUAAAUUAAAGAUAUAUGAGUGUUAUGUUUUAACCUUUUAUUAUAAAUAUUAUUUUAUUUAUAAAUGUGAUUUGUAAGUAGACUUACAUAAACUUGACAUUUAUGCAUUCAUAUUUCAUUUUAUGUGUGCAUUUAUGAAAAUCAUUCUGAAUUUUGUUGUAUUUAAUUAGAUUGAUCUUAAAUCUUGUUCAUUCAGAUUCUGUUAUGUUUCAGCAUUUCUGAUGAAUUCUGUUCAUGAAAUUAAAAUUAUUAAGUUUUAGAAAAAUUAUAUUAAACAAUUAAAUAUUAUUUUAUGACUCAUGUUUAUGACAAUAUUUUUAAUGAAAAAUGUGUGUUUUCAUGAAUUAAUAUGCAUUUUAUUGGUAAAGCACUUGAAUGUUAGCAAACAAUGUGAUGUAAUAAAUUAUUUAAAAAAAAA
Messenger RNA from Stegodyphus dumicola, 8311 nucleotides. Its product is annotated as G protein-coupled receptor-associated protein LMBRD2. Gene Ontology annotation, cellular component: membrane. NCBI's taxonomy places the organism in Eukaryota, Metazoa, Arthropoda, Arachnida, Araneae, Eresidae. The record is from RefSeq and is a predicted model, not a curated record.